This is a messenger RNA of Meloidogyne enterolobii, 1038 nucleotides long. The record is from the annotation of a GenBank genome assembly. NCBI's taxonomy places the organism in Eukaryota, Metazoa, Nematoda, Chromadorea, Rhabditida, Meloidogynidae.
AUGAGAGACUCUUUAAGGACCCCCAACGGCGCUCAAAAUGGAAAAGCUCAAUUGACAGCUACCUCAUCAGUCUGUUCUUCUCAUAAUAAUUUGCAACGACUUUCUAGUAGAGAGAAUGGGGGAGCUCUUGUCAAACAGAUUCUCUCCAAGCCGGGUCCAUAUCCCCAAAUUGUUGUAGUUACAAAAGGCGAAGAAUGUGGAUUUUGGUUAGAUGGAGCUGUUGAACUUGAAGAUAUAGAAAAUAGUGACAGUUUUGUUUACAAUAAUGUAACAAAUGUUGAAUUAAAGCUUGAAACAGAUGAUGAAGGAGCUCUUUCUUAUAGAAGGCACUUUCUCGGUCGUGAACAUCACAAUUUUUAUGCUUUAGACCCUUUAUUGGGUCCACUUAUUCUCAGCGUUAGAGUUGAAACAACUUCAAUACAAACUCCCUCCUCCCCAAAAUCAACUCCAAAUCAACAACAACAACAAAAUUAUCGUUUAAUUUUGCGUUCCCGUAUAGGCACUAAACACCAAUUACUCCCCUCAACUUCAUUUAAUAAUUUACGCCCAAGUGCCAGUCAACUAGCGAGACAUUUAUACGCGGAUAUUGGAACUGACAGGUUUUGGCCUGUUGCGUUUCCUGGAGGAAGUGAAUUAAUAUUACAAUUUGAUGAACAUGUGAUUAGUAAUACUUACAAAUUUGGUAUUAUCUACCAAAAAUUUGGCCAAACAACGGAAGAAGAAUUAUUUGGAAAUACUUGUGCUUGUAAAGAAUUUAAUGAAUUUCUAGCACUUUUGGGUGACCGUGUGCCUUUACGUAAUUUUGAUGGAUAUCGUGGAGGGCUGGAUACAAUACAUGGGCAAACUGGGAAUGAAAGUAUUUACACAAAAUUCUCGCAAAAAGAAAUUAUGUUUCAUGUAAGCACUCUUUUGCCUUACACAGCAGGGGAUACACAACAAUUACAACGUAAAAGACAUAUUGGUAAUGAUAUUGUUGCUAUUGUUUUUCAAGAGAAAAAUACGCCGUUUUGCCCUGAAAUGAUUCAGGCAAGUUUCUAA